This is a messenger RNA of Mizuhopecten yessoensis (Yesso scallop), 5498 nucleotides long. Its product is annotated as inhibitor of growth protein 3-like. Gene Ontology annotation, biological process: regulation of DNA-templated transcription. Gene Ontology annotation, cellular component: NuA4 histone acetyltransferase complex. The transcript is spliced from 11 exons. NCBI's taxonomy places the organism in Eukaryota, Metazoa, Mollusca, Bivalvia, Pectinida, Pectinidae. The coding region runs from base 318 to 1628 and encodes 436 amino acids. The record is from RefSeq and is a predicted model, not a curated record.
CUUUUUCUUUAGUGUUGUCUGUGCAGCAUUUUACAUUAUGUAUAGACUUCUUGACGAUUUACCCAAGCUCAGCCUAACAUUAAAAACUCGGAGUAGAUAUAAUUUAAAGCAUUAGUUAUCGAAGAAGACAAAGUGAUCAAUGGGUAAAACCGCGUAUCCAAUCAUAUGUACUCUUGCAUUUGUUUAAUUUACCCGGUGAAAUCAUUCGGAAUUUUCUAGACUUUCCAACCAAAAAGGAGAAAGAGUCCGACGCCUUCCGAUGAAACAACGUGAAACAGAAAGUUGAAAAGGGUAGCAGUUAGCACAAAAACGCCAAAAUGUUGUACUUAGAAGAUUAUUUAGAAAUGAUAGAAAACCUUCCUAUGGAAAUGAGGGAAAAAUUAACAGAAAUGAGAGAAAUGGAUCUUCAAGUUCAAAAUGCCCUGGAUAGUUUAGAUGAGCGAGUAAAGACCUUUUUCAAGAAAUGUAUUCAAACAAAUGUCAAAUCUGAAUCAAAGGAAGAAGAAUUCGAGAAAAUUAAACAGGAUUAUUACAAGUCACUUGAAGAUGCAGACGAAAAAGUACAGUUAGCCAAUCACAUUCAUGAUUUGGUUGACAGACAUUUGCGUAAAUUAGAUCAAGAAUUGUCAAAGUUUAAGAUGGAACUAGAAGCUGAUAACAUGGGUAUAACUGAAGUCUUAGAAAAACGAUCAUUAGAACUAGACAAACAGCCAUCUAUUAAUAGCCACAGAGCAGAAAAGAGACGACUUCCCCCAUCUCAAGCUACUGUAACAAACCAUACAGAGAAGAGAAUCACUACAGAAAAAGUGCUUUCCUCUCUGGCACAUGAAGCUGCAAGGGAGACGAUUGGGGCACGAAGGCAGUCCAACUCAGGAUCUAACUCACCAGCGAUGCAAAUGUUCAACUCCACACCAGCACCAUCACUGACCUAUAGUCUGGGUCACAUGGGUGCAGGAAGUAACGCGGCUAUAGCAGCUGCAGCAUCUCAGGCUAUCGCGGCAACACAGCAUGUGAUGCAGCAAGGCAGAAGAACUCCUAGUAUGAAAGCUAGCUACGUGGCGAUGUCAAGGACUGCGGACCUCGCCAAGGAACUCUCCAUUCCAAAAGACACGGGUUACAACUCACAACCAUCAACACCUACUUCUAGUCAAGAAACAACACCUAAAGUACCUCGACAGAAAAAACAAACUUCCAAAGCAGCUCAGUUACAACAGCAGCAGCAACAACAACAACAACAACAGCAACAACAACAACAGACAGUUCCUGCUCAGCAGCCCAGCAUACCAACCCCCAGCCCCCAGCAAGCGAUACCUCCUAUACCCCCACCCUCACGUCCCCAGCCCAGCCAGCCAGUUGUGCGAGAUGCUGUGCCGGCAGCUGAGGAGGUCAGCACAGAGCUACAGAUUGUUGAUGAGCAUGGAACGCCCAUCGACUGGCAGAAUGACCCCAAUGAGCCACGCUAUUGUCUAUGUAACCAGGUGUCCUAUGGAGAUAUGGUCGGCUGUGAUAAUGAUGAUUGUCCUAUAGAAUGGUUCCACUAUGGGUGUGUCGGACUGACACAGGCACCCAAGGGCAAGUGGUACUGCCCUCAGUGUACAGCAGCCAUGAGGAGACGUGGACGCAGAUGAUUACAUGUCACAUUAGACACAAAUCUUACAUUAAUACAGAUCGUGUCAACUUUGUUAAAAUCCUGGUUUAAAAAGUUAAACGUGGUGUGUUUAUAAUAGAAUGUUACUCUUUUCAAAUUACUUAAUCUUCUCCUGAUCUAACCUCGGCACUGAAAAGGUGAUUUUUGAAACAGUUAAGUUUUGAGAAUUUUCUUCCAAAGGAUUAAAAUCAAAUUUUCCUGUUAAGAAAUUGCUGUGAAUUACAGUGUUCAUGGCAAAGGAAAUGGGACAAGUUCUAGUGAGAGUGUAUUAUUCUGUUGUUGUUGUUGUUAUACGAUACCGUCAAUAUUGACUAUGUGUCAUUCAAACAUAUAUGCUUGUCAUUUCUGUGUUUUUCUACAUUUUUGCAGGCACAUAUAUACACCCUCAUCAAUCUAAGGUCAAAGAUGAUUAUGGUAGACACUUUUCUGUAAUAUUGGUCAGAAAUGUUGAUUUAUACACCCUAAUUUUCAUUGUUGCCGUUUUCUGUUUUUUCCCUUUCACAAAUGAAGCUGCAUGCCAUGUCUUUCUUCUCUUGCAAGGUUUUAAGGGAUUCAGCUGUCUGUCUGUACCUCCAUCUGUAGAAAAUCUUUUCUUGGUCAAAACUUAAGUAGUUUUUAAUAGCUAUACUUGUUACUCUUUACCAAUACAUGUACAUUAUAUACAAAAAUGACCAAAAAAAACUUACUAAUUUAAGGGGUCAGAUGAGAAAUAUUACGGUUAAUGUACACGGUUUUUGUUUUUUUAGUUCAUUGAUGCUGUAUUAAACCUUCACAGACACAGUACCAAUACAAGGGUCAAAGGUCAAGGCCAUUUCCAUUAUGUUACUUUACAAUGCAUUCUGGACCAGAACAUUGAACACUUUCCAGUAACUUAAACCCACAUAUCAUCCCCUUAUGUGUUUAAAUGUGAAAGGUCAGGGUUACUGUACAUGUGAAUUGAUAAUUUAUAAAGCAUUCUAAACAGUAAAAUUUCUCAUAGAUAGGAUCAGAAUUUCAUCUCAAUUCAUGAAACUUCACUGACAGAUUACUGACAAAAAUGUCAAGCACUGAAGGCUGAUCAUGUUGUAUUCUUAAGGUCAAAGGUCAAGGCCAUUAUGCAUUAUAAAAUGUAUUUCAGACAGUAACAUGGACGAUUUUUCACUGUCACUAUUAGCAGACAUAUUCAUAUUUAAAUGGUGAGAACUUGGUACAAUUUUGGUAUAAGGAUCCCUCCCACUCUACUGGUCUUCUGUAUAAACAGUGACCUCCCCUUGAAUUCGUUUUCGAUAUAGCUAGCACAGUAAGGCCAGAACCCUUCCGUUGACCAGGUUGCUCAGUCGGUUAGAGCGAUAGUAUACCAAAGUCCAGAGUUCAAAUUCUGGCCAAGCGCAGGGGAUUUAUUUUUUCACUCAGUACACUGUUAUUUCUUUAUUUUUUCAUACAAGUCCUACAAUGCAUAGUUUCAUUUUGAGGAAUGAUUUAACAAUGCUAUACAAAUGCAAAAAAUUCCCAUUGCAUAAUUACAGUUUUUGGCAGUGGUAAUUUAACUCUGUUGUUAAAAAGCAUUUUGGACCAUCACUUAUGCAAUCUUUCACCUACCUUUUUAGCUAUCAGACAUGACCUAACUGAGGGCAUAGAACAUUAGAAUGUGACAAAAAAUAUGUCUCAUUUAAGUUCCUUCAUAUUUAUUGACAGAAGCAGAGUGAGGGGGUAUUAUUUAACGAACACUUGAAUCGAAAAUUUAUUGACAAGUUACAAAUCGCUCAAUAUUUUAUAAUUUCUGUAAUGUUGUCAUUCACUAUAUCAAAAGUGGCAGCAUUUAAGUAUUGCAAUGAUGAAGAUUUUGAAAAGCAUAAAAAUAACAUGCUUUCAAGUCAGUUGGCACUGCAAUCUGUGCAAACAAACAAAAGGACAUUUUACUUUUUGAAGGUUUUUUAGCUGAAAGAUCAUGUUUCAUUUUUUGCUGUGGGAAUUUGUGAGGUUUGACUUAAUACUUUGGUCUAUACCUCUCCAAUGUUUGAUAAUUGAAAGUUGCUUCACAAUUUCAGUAAUUUUCACAAGUUUCAGAAUUAUCUAUUAAUAUUGAAAAAUAUUGAGGGGAGUGUGAAGAAUGAAGGAAGCAGACUGUUAUAAUAUACAUUUCUAUGCUUUGAAUAUUUUUGAUAAUUUUGCAUUUAGGUAAUCGGAGAAAAAUGGGCAUAUCAACACAUUAUGAAAAUAAGCAUUGCAGUGGUGUUGUCAGCAUAUAAAUGUUCACAUCAGGAAUAAUCAAAGAGACAAAAGGCAAACAUUUCACCAUUCAGAAUUUUCUUUUAUUACAGUACAUAUUGCGUUUUGAUAUUUUGUGUGUAUGUGUGUGUGCCUAUUUGUGCUUCGAACACAGUUUGAUUUCAAGAUACUGGAAACAAGAAAUUCUAAUUAUGUACCAUAUGGGUGUUAUAAGCGUGGAUUGGAUUUGUUUAUGAAAUCAACAUUAGUGUGUUCAAUGGACAUGUUACUACCCUGUGUAUUUAUAUACACAGUACAAUGUAUAGGUGUUAUUUGUUGGAGAAAUGGAAGUAUUCAUUCUGAAUGUAAUAGCUCCUAGUUAGACUAACAUUAUCCAGGCAGGUUAGCCGUUUCCUUCAUUAUAAAGGUUUCUUUUUAUUCAAAAGUCAUUUUUUGGGCAAUACAAUAUACUCUGACGAUAUCAGAGGCUGUACUGGUAGUAGUUAUGUUAAUUACACAUCAUACUUUUCCAUGUUGAUUAUAAUGUGUUAUUUAUUUUGUUAAAUAAAAAAUGACCACAUAAUUUGUAACAGUUAAACCUGCUUUAAAGUCAAACUUGGAUGCGUCGAAUACCAUUCCUGUUUUGAUCAGGUAGUCGAGUCCAGACAAUUUCCCUAGGUAUAGCUGUAGUAACUUGACUGGGGUGUUAGAAGUCGAAUACCCCUCGAUCAAUUGCAGUGAUCAAAUUGAUCCACAUCCAAUGCAAUCUUACAGUUUCCUUCGAAAUCUUAGCAUCGCUUACCUGGUCUGUGUAAAACGACUGUUGCAGAAUACUUGAUUUACACCCUCGUUUGUCUAAAUUUACAUGAUCUUCCAUGUAUUGUGUUAAAGAGAAGAAACAAUGUGAGAUAAAAUGUAUUUAAAACAAAAAUCACUUGUAUUUAAUCCUUUUGUAGUACAUGUAUCCAUUUUACUUCUGUCUGUAUUAUAAGAGAGAAUAUGUAGAAACAUAAUUCUUAGGUAAAGCUAACAAGGUUUUGUGUAGAAACAUAAUCACUGCUUCUGGGUUUAUCAACUUUGAUGUGCCAAUCACUGUGUAGUCAACUUUCUUUUUCUACGAAUAGCAUUGUUAUGACAAAAAUCCCUAUAAAUAAAACCACCUGUCUAUAAUGUUUUGUUUUGCUGUCUGCCUUUCGAGGCCAUUAUAGACAGUGUUUACCGUUUUUCUCCAUUUAGACAUUCUGUUUGCGAUUACAUCAAUAUCACAUGUUUUCAGAUUUCUUCUGAUAUCAAACAAAAUGAUCGAAAUUGAAUCAAAAACGAUACAGAAGGUAAGUUAUAUUUCUGCAAUGUUGAUUAGAAUGUUAAAUUAAGUUCCCCAUGAAAAGGAAUGUCUAGUCUACCAGAUAAAAACGACACUUAAGAACAAUGAUUUGAAUCGAGCUUGUUGUAUACCGAGUGUUAGCAGUGAGUGUUGCAUGUUGUAUCAAAUUUUCACCACAAACAUUUACAAGAUAAAGAUCAUGAUUUGCAAGACAACAAUUGUGAAUUUCAACAUACAUUACUAUUACAAGCUUACCAGGUAUAUAUUACUCAAACGUUUUUUCCAACCAAACAAAAUUAAUAAUCAAAAUGGAAAAAAAAUAUUAAAAAAAUGGAUCAG